CGCUUGUCCUGUUACCUCCCUCUCUUUUCGGCCUCCCAUCUAAUCUUUUCCGAUGCCAAUUCCAGAUCCACUCUCUUUCCUACAACCCGACAAAAAUUCCUGACACUUGAUUUGAGGUUCUGCUCCCACGAUUCCUUUCCCAACACCAUCUCUCACCCUCUCUCAAUCUCUCUGGUUUGCGUUGGGUUUUUAGUUUUGGAUGAAUGGCGGCGGUGGGGAAGCUGGUGGAGGUGGCGGAGACGGAGGUGGUGAUCGAGUUCAAGACGGGAGUGAAGUGCCGGUCGGACCUCCACCUCCAGUCGCUGCACCCGACGGCGGCCGUGACGUUCAAGGUGCAGACCUCGGCCCCCCACAAGUUCCACGUCAACCCCCCCAACGGCGUCCUACCCCCGCUCUCCUCCGCUGUCCUACAAGUCAUUCUUCGCCCCCAGCCCCUCCCCCCUCCCUCCUUCCCCCGCUCCCCCUCCGAUCGCUUCCUCAUCAAAGCCUCCCUCUCCGCCUCCUUCGACGCCGCCCACGACACCCGCCUCAAGGUCGCCUACGUCGGGCCCUUCCUCCUCCGCCACGCCGCCGCCCUCGGCGACGCCGCCGCCGUCCGCCACCUCCUCCGCCGCCAGCCCUCCCUCCUCCCCCGUCUCCCCCCCGCCGACUCCGCGGCCCUCCUCCGCUCCGCCGACCCCUCCCUUCGCCCCCUCCUCCUCGACUCCGGCCUCCACCUCCCCCCCUCCCCCUCCUCCAAGCCUCUUAAAGAGAAGCCCAACGGGGAAGGCGAGGCGGCGGCGUCGACGCCGAGGGGGUGGACGGCAGUGCACGCGGCGGCCGCGGCAGGGGAGCACGAGGAGCUCUUGAGGGCGAUAGAAGAGUGGGGAGUGGACGCGAGGGACGGGGAGGGGAGGACGGCGCUGCAUGCGGCGGCCGGGAGGGGGCACGUGAGAUGCGCGAGGGCGCUGGUGGAGAGGGGGGCCGAGAAGAACGCGAGGAGCGGGGACGGGCGGACGGCGUUGUACCGGGCGGCGGUGAACGGGGACGCGGAGAUGGUGGCGGCGCUUCUGGAAAUGCGGGCGGACGCGAGCAUCGCCACCGCGCGGGGCCGGACACCGCUCGACGUCGCCCGAGACAAGGGACAUCUAGAGGUGGUGGAGAUUCUGGAACGUGGGGAGAUGGUCAUGACAGCAUCAAGGAGAGGAGACCUCGGGCGCCUCGAAUCCUUGCUGAAGAAGCGCAUCGGAGUCCAUGGGCAUGACCAGUAUGGGAUGACGGCACUUCACUCUGCUGCGAUCAAGGGGCACCGGGACGUCGUGUCGCUGCUCAUCGAGUUUGGCAUGGAGAUGGAGUGCCAGGACGUCGAAGGGCACACGCCGCUCCACCUAGCGGUGGAGGGCGGCCACCUGGAGACUGUGCAGCUGCUGAUAGAUAUGGGAGCCAACAUCGAUGCCAAGACCAAGAGAGGGGCCACGCCUUACUUGAUGGCAACGUCCAUGGGCUACGAUGCCAUGUCACAGCUGCUGCUGAGUAGGGGAGCAACCUCUUCCUCAUGCAUAGCAUCAUCAUCUUCUUCAGCAACCUCACGCAAUUAAUUAACGCACGUCAUCCUACGGCCAGCAAAUCUUUCUUUCUUGCUUGCUUUUAUUUCUUUUGUUCAUCCUGCAAACUAAACAAGAUUCUCUAGCUAGUUUUUUGUAGAGUACAUUCCAAAAGGAUUAAACUUGUUUUCCACCAUUCCA
Phoenix dactylifera (date palm) is the source of this 1724-nucleotide messenger RNA. RefSeq lists its product as uncharacterized. The record is from RefSeq and is a predicted model, not a curated record. Gene Ontology annotation, molecular function: protein binding. Lineage: Eukaryota; Viridiplantae; Streptophyta; Magnoliopsida; Arecales; Arecaceae.